Messenger RNA from Gallus gallus (chicken), 4542 nucleotides. RefSeq names its product solute carrier family 25 member 38 (gene SLC25A38). The transcript is spliced from 6 exons. NCBI's taxonomy places the organism in Eukaryota, Metazoa, Chordata, Aves, Galliformes, Phasianidae. The coding region runs from base 300 to 1109 and encodes 269 amino acids. Gene Ontology annotation, cellular component: mitochondrial inner membrane; mitochondrion. Gene Ontology annotation, biological process: glycine import into mitochondrion. Gene Ontology annotation, molecular function: glycine transmembrane transporter activity. The record is from RefSeq and is a predicted model, not a curated record.
AGCGUGGCGCUGGGAUGCCGGGGCGAGAGGCAGAGGUAAUGACGUGCGUCCGGCCCGCAGCGGCGCGGUGCGCCGGCACCGCUCGCGAAGCUCGGCAGGGACCCGCGCGGCUCCCCCUGCAUGGCAGACAGAGGGAGGGGGGCCCGCGUCGCCCCCUGCGCAGCGCCCCGUGUGCCGCGCGGUGCGAGGCGCGGGGCCCGGCAGCGCGGCCCCGCGUUAAAGGAGCGAUUCUCCGCUCUUUGAAGCGGUCCUAAGGGCGGUGAGGCGGAGGCCGUGGUUUAGAAGCGGAUAAAGCAGCCAUGUCCCCCGUUCCUCUCCAGAUGCAUCCCGUGCUGAAGGCCUUCGUCUGCGGCUCCAUCAGCGGCACGUGCUCCACGCUGCUCUUCCAGCCCCUCGACCUGCUGAAGACCCGCCUGCAGACCCUGCAGCCGACCGUGGGAGGGUCCGGUCGUGCUGGGAUGGUGACGGUGCUCUUCAGGGUGGUUCGUACUGAAAGUCUGCUGGGGCUCUGGAAAGGCGUCUCUCCCUCCUUUGCAAGAUGUAUCCCUGGGGUCGGGAUUUACUUCAGCACUCUGUACACCAUGAAGCAGAAGUUUCUAGGGGACCGUUCACCCACAGCCCUGGAGUCUGUCUUUCUGGGUGCCACUGCACGUGCAAUAUCUGGGAUUUGCAUGUUGCCAGUAACAGUGGUGAAGACACGGUAUGAGAGUGGAAGAUUUGGCUAUGGGAGUGUGUAUGGAGCUCUGAGGAGUAUCUAUCAGACGGAAGGGGCUCGUGGCAUGUUCAGUGGGCUCACUGCCACUCUGCUACGGGAUGCACCUUUCUCUGGGAUCUACCUGAUGUUCUACACACAGACCAAAAAACUCACACCUCAGGGAAUCUUGGCUUCACUGGCAACGCAGCCUGCUGAUGUCAUCAAAACACACAUGCAGCUGUCCCCUGAAAAGUACCGCAGGACAAGCCAGGCCAUUGCCUUCAUUUACAAGGACUUUGGCUUGGUUGGCUUCUUCCGAGGUGGUGUGCCUCGUGCCCUCAGGCGUACUCUGAUGGCAGCAAUGGCGUGGACUGUAUAUGAACAGAUGAUGGAAAAAAUGGGCUUGAAAUCUUGACUGACUUGCACUAGAACUGACCAGCCUCACUCCUUCUCCUGCGUGCUGUGACCAGCUGGCACUGGGAAGUUCCCAGUUCCAUGGAGGAAUAAGCCUUGCUCAGCUGGGAGGAAGAAAGCCCUUCUGAGACAGAGGAUUAGGCCUUUAGGGAAGUAGAAGAAAGAAGGAUCAAAUCUUCGCAUCUUUUGAUCAAUGCAUUCCGGAAGGACUGUACCUGGGACUGCCUUGGGCAGGGUUUCCACAGCAUGGUAUCUAUGUUGAGAGAAGCCCAUUUUAAAAAUAGCUCCGUGCUUACCACCUUUGUGCAAUGAGAAAUUGCUGAACAAAAGCGUUUGAGGAGAAAACAGUGAGGGCAAUGUUGACUGCAGAACUUGCUCGCAUGUUCCUUGCUGUCUGGCCAGUAAGGCCAUCAUGAUACACCAUCUGAUGCAGAUCCUUCUUCCUCAUAUGCUUUGUUCUCGCUGGGAGCACUGCAGACCACAGUAGGAGACUGGAUAUGUCUCUUGGUGUUUAUAAUGCAGGAGUGGAUGGAAGAGGAAUGAAGCAUGGAAGGAAAGCGAGGAGUACAUUUUCUGUCAUCAUUUUCCUACUGUGCUUGAUAGCAGAGAAGGUAAUGUGCACCUCCCUGCUGUGUUGCCAUUAGGUAACUGAGCAUCGUAACACUUCAGAUACAUUUCUGUGGCUACAACAGUGUUUGCACUGGAAUUAGAAAGAGUAAGGCACUUUAAACCAGAAGUAGAGAGUGCAUUAGUUGCUACCAAAAUUCUACUGGUUCCCUGAAAAACAUUUUUCCCGCUGGUCAGACUAUAUCAGGAAAACUUAAAUGUUUUUUAUCCAGCUGUACUAGAGACUUACUCACUUCCUAUUGCUCGUUUGCUGAUCCCUCUGUACAAGCUGCUCCUUAGAUGUAGCUUUUAAGAUCAUAGCUCCCAGAGCAUAAAUGUAUAAUGGAAGCAGAUACAGAUACUGACGCUUUAAACUUCCCUGAGAAGCCACUACUGACUGCAUGUAGAAUAUCUUUGGUUUGGGAGAGAAAAGGCUAUUCUUUUCUCUCAGCUUUCUCCAAAGUUUGAGGUGUUUGAGUGUUUGGUAGGGACAGAGAAACCCUGGACAGAUUGUCAGACCUUCAUUUUCUCUUAGCAGGUAGCCUGUUCUUACUUCAGUAUUCCUGAGUUUAAACUUGGGAGAUGAAAUAAUUUUUUUUUGUUAUCAUCUGUGCCUUUUUUUGUCAUUCCUACUUCAGGCCCCAAAGUUUGACCUUUCCAGUCUUAGCACAGCCUGCUCCCCUCUUCACUUGUGCCUCGGUACUGGCUGGCUGCAUUGGCACUCCUGCAGCUCUGUUGGUGUUGCCACAAAGGUGGGCAUGGAAGUGCGUGUCCUACUCUGUAGCAUGCCUUGCAGAAAACAUAGUAUUGGCUUUGAUUUUCCUUAAAUAUUCAGGAAUGUCAUAAUUCACUUUAAAAUGAGUGCAGAUGUUAAAGUCAGAGCAGAUAUGUCUAAAUCUGUAUGUAGCUAUAUUGUUAAAAAUUGAAGUAUUACUUGCAUAACCAGUGCCUGCGCUGGCAACCUUCGGACCACAAGACCAGAGGGGACACAGGCUGUAAAAGAUGCCUUUAGCAAAUUCCAAAUGCAAGAAGCUUUGAGUGAUGUGAAAAUGAAGUCUGAGAAAAGUAUAAAGGACAGGAGAGGUAGUGUAGGGUCCUGGGUGUGUGUUUUGAGCAUUAAGAAUAGAGCACAGCAUCAAAUAUUCCAGUCGGACUGGCAUGCUGGUAGAUGGAUGCCCUGUGCUGCUUCUGGCUGUCAGGCACGUGGGCAGAUCAUUUGCCAAAUCCAAAAUCCGAAGGAUAGUUCCUCCCUUUUGCUGUCCCUCCUACCGUUUGUGACCUGGACUUGUGAGUGCACAUGAAGCAGUGGUGGCUGUGCAUCCUGCUGUCAGUUACCUUGAGCAUUGCUGACCCAGAGCUGCAGAACUGAGCCAAGGGCUGCUGAGCUGGUGGUGUCUUCUAUUCUGCUAUGCUCACCUGGCACCGGAUGCGUGGAUGUUUGUGGGGCUUUCUUAUUCUGGGGUGUGUGGUGGAUCUGUUGUGCAUCUUGUGGUGUGGCAGUCAAGGGCUACGCAGGGUUACCUGCGAGAUGAUUCCCUAGUAUUUUAGUUGCUGCUGUAGCAGUGGGAAAGCACUGCGCAACUUGUGCAGAUAGAAGCUCAAUGAGGCACACGAGCAAAGAAAGCUAGGUGACAAAUCUUGUACUAAGUUAUGUCCUCAUCAGAAAUCUGAAAUGCAGGAAUGCUUCAGUGGCUUUUAGGCCCUCUCCUCCUGCCUGGUCAAGUAAUAAAGGAAGACCUAAAGAAUCUAGUCUGACCUGAUUUUUAUCUUGAUUCUAGCCUAAUACAGUGUUAGCUUUUUCUUCAUGAAAGCCCUUCCAUUCCCCACGCUUUUUGGAGAAUGAGGGGUCUCUUUGUCAUUGCAGCAGUGUGAGAAACUAUAUGUUUUUGGCAUGUGAACUAGCCUGGGCUCUUGGAGUUUAACAAACCCAAAUUUCACCACGUAUUUCAUCAGCCCUUGGUGUUGCAAAUCCAAAAACCUCUCUACACGUGAGCCAGUGAGAUUUGUCGUGUGAGUUUGUUUGUUUUUAUUAUUUCUUUUGUUGCUUCCCUUACAUAUGGGAUAAGAGAGAGCCUGAAGUUCUGCUUUGCGACCUGAAAUCUGUAUCAGAUAGGCAGGUACAAGACUCAGCUUCCUCAAUUCUGAUCCUUACUACCCCUCACCCUUUUACUCUCUUCAAAAACAUUCUGUUUCUAAAGUGAUUUGUUGAAGUUACGUUUUGAUAGUUAUGCCAAGUCAAAAACAAGUGUUUGGCUAUAUUGCUUGUGAUGUUCUGUGCUUCUCAUCAACCACAAAUUGUUGCUGUACAACCUAAAUGCAAAUAAAAACCAAAGAAAAUUCCAGAGGCAGGUACUGAGUUACUGCAUAACCCCUACAAUUCAGUGCUAACAAUCCCAGCAGAUAAUCAUUUACAAAGUCAUUUUAGCCUGGAUUUUGGAGAAGCAGGUGUGAUAGUGUGAGCUUUUUUAGAUUGCCAGAUCACCAUCAGACCCCCCUCCCAAUGACCUCAGUUGAUGGCAAUUCAAUCUUAGUAAACGUGCAUUGACUCUGUUACCCUUGUAGCUGUGCUCUAAGAACACAACAGGUUAACAAGCUGAGGCAGUCAAUGUUUACCUGAAGUACAAAGAUACAGGAGAAAUAGUCUGAUUGUCUAUUGGUUUUGUGUUAUUUCCAUGCUGCCUGUAGUGGUUUUUUUCCUUCUUGCACUAUUUUAAACAGAACUGGAGCUUUGGGACAGAGUACAGGUUUGAGUAUUUUGAGUGUAUGUUUACAUGAAAUAUUUAUGCGAUAAGGAAUAUAUUUAUAUUAAAAGCUGUGGUUGCCAAAAU